This is a messenger RNA of Engraulis encrasicolus (European anchovy), 5651 nucleotides long. RefSeq names its product SAM and SH3 domain containing 1b (gene sash1b). The record is from RefSeq and is a predicted model, not a curated record. The transcript is spliced from 21 exons. Gene Ontology annotation, molecular function: protein binding. NCBI's taxonomy places the organism in Eukaryota, Metazoa, Chordata, Actinopteri, Clupeiformes, Engraulidae. Bases 240 to 4190 code for a protein of 1316 amino acids.
UUGGCAGGAGUUGUGUCGCGUCUGAUGGGACGGGAGCUACAGUCCCGCUGCCUGUCUCUCCGCUACGCUGGCUGGCUGGCUCGUGCUGACUGUGACUGACUUACUAAAAGUGAACUCGCUGUGUCGUUGCGUGCCGGGAGACUUCGUGUUCAGUGGAUGGCUCCCUGGGCAACAUAGAGGAGCUGGCGCAGGAGUACUCUGAAUACUACAGCACCUCCUACAGCGACGUGUGCAACAGGAUGGAGGAGCUACGCAAGCGCAAGGUGGCGCAGGACACUGAAACGCCCAAGAUUGAACCCAUAGCCACCUCUCUGCAGCUGAGGUCAGAGAUCCAGGAGUCAUUGGGUCUCAACAGCGCCAUGUCCACCCCGGAGAUAGAGAGAAAGCUGUCCAUGCACAAGUCAACCUCUGAGGAUGGCAUAGGAGGAAAGGGCGACAGCAGAAAGAAGAAUAAAUCUUUCUGGCAGAACUUCCGCAAGUCGCAGAAAGGAGUCGGGAGGCAAAUGUCGAAAGCCGGAGGGGAGGACCUGGGCUUUGUGGCCAGUGAGAUCACCAUGAGCGAUGAAGAGCGGAUCCAGCUGAUGAUGAUGGUGAAGGAGCGCAUGAUCACUGUGGAGGAGGCCCUAGCUCGGCUGAAGGAGUUUGAGAGCCAGAGCAAGCAGGCGUGCGGAGCGGCAGACACAGCCGAGUGGACCCACUGCUCCAGCCCCUCAGUUAACGAGUCCAACAGCAACUCGAGGGAGCAGUCGGAUGAUGAACUGGAGGACUCCCUCACGUUCCGCCGCCUCCACAAGCUGGUCAACUCCACACGCCGCGUCCGCAAGAAGCUCAUCAGGAUCGACGAGUCCAAGAAGCCCUCGUGCAGAGAAUGUGCCAGUUCGGAGGCCUCUCCCUCCACUGAGGAGGCCACACCCAUCUACUCGGGGCUGCAGAGGAAGCUGCUGGUCUCCCAGGGCGACGGCCUGGCCUCCGUCAUGCAGGAGCAGCUCUCAUUGGAUGGAGACUCGGACAGCCUGACCACCUCUCCUUCCUCUAGCAGCCUCGACACUUACAGCAGUCACAAGCUCUUGCGUGCCUUUGGGAAGUCCAGCAGCAGCAGCGGUGGUCUGGUGGGGCCCGGUGGGGGCGUAGCGGGGGGGACCUCCUCCCUGCCUGGCAGAGGAGCAGGGGGCAGCCCCCUGGCCAUGGGCACCCUGGAGGCUGGCAGCGGCUCCUCCUUCUCCGAGGCGGAGGCGGGCUGCUGUGAGGAGGAGCCCCACAUGUGCCGCUCGGCCACCGAGGGAGAGAUGCGACGGGGGCUCAGCCCCACCUACCACGGGAGGACCUGCAGUUUUGGAGGCUUUGACCUGACCAACCGCCCCUUGUAUUCCCCCAGCAUUAGCUGUGACCCCAAUGUCCGAGAGGACGAGGAGGGCCUGAGCGGAGCGUCUCGCUCCCCCACCCCCACGCGCGUCUCCCUGGGGAGGAAGGUGCGCUCCGUCAAGGAGAACAUGAGGAAGCGCAUCUCCAAGAAGUACCACAGCUCCGUCAGCUCCGAACAGUCCAGUCCUAUCAGGGGCUGCAGCUCUAUGUCUCCCCCGCUGGACUCGGGUGCUCCAGAGAAGCCGCGCCUGAAGGCCGGGGGCUCCGUGGAGAGCCUGAGAAGCUCCCUGAGUGGACAGAGCUCCAUGAGUGGGCAGACUGUGAGCACGACAGACUCCAAUGCCAGCAACCGCGAGAGUGUGAAGUCUGAGGACGGCGAGGAGGAGGAGCUGCCGUACCGAGGGCCCUUCUGUGGCCGAGCACAGGUGCACACGGACUUCACGCCCAGCCCCUACGACACAGACUCACUCAAACUCAAGAAAGGAGACGUGAUCGACAUCAUCAGCAAGCCGCCGAUGGGCACGUGGAUGGGCCUGCUGAACAACAAGGUGGGGACCUUCAAGUUCAUCUACGUGGAGGUGCUGACGGAGCCGGAGGAGGAGAAGCCGCGCAAGAGCAGCCGCCGACGCAGGAAGACACGGCCCCCCAAGCCCACCUCAGUGGAGGAGCUCCUGGAACGCAUCAACCUCAAGGAGCACAUGCCGACCUUCCUGUUUAACGGCUAUGAGGACCUGGACACCUUCAAGCUCCUGGAGGAGGAGGACCUGGAGGAGCUCAACAUCAAGGACCCCCAGCACAAAGCUGUGCUCAUGACCGCCGUGGAGCUGCUGCAGGAGUACGACAGCAACAGUGACCCGGAGCGGCCCGGCGGUGUCUCGAGCGGCUCCCAGGAGAAGCUGCUUCUGGAGGGGCCAGCGCUGGUGGGAGACUCCCCCCGCGACUCCGGCUGCUACGAGAGCACCGAGCACCUGGAGAACGGGAGGAUCAAAAAGCCAUCUUACAUAAGCAGGUCCUCAUCAGGCUUUGAAUCCAGCCAUCUCCCAUCUCCCGAGUCCCCCUGCCUCCUCCUCCCCCUGUCACACCCAGGCCUUGCGCCUCCUCCUCCACCUCCUCCCCCUGGGCAGGAGCAGAGGCCCAGCUCCCUCCCUCCUCCCCGCACGGCUACUCUGCAGGGCCUGGUGGACGGUGAUGACAACACCUCCCUCGUGCUGGGUCUGGCUGCUGCAGGCCACCACAGCCAGAGCCUGGACUCUUUGGGGAGUCAUGCCGCCCUGGGCUUCAACAGGAGAUGCUACCAGUCUCUGGAGGAGAUGCACCAGGGGAGGUCCCAGGAGGUCCAUGGAGAGCUUCCAGAACCGUCCGAGGCUACAGAACUGCUGCUGCCGCCAUCUAGUGGAACGGAGGUGACCAUGCAGCUGAAAGAAGACGCAGAGCUGCUGCGUUCAUUGCCAAGUGGUGUGGACUCAUCCAUCCAUCUGACUACACAGGACUUGUGUGAGGCAAUAGAACCCGCCCGCUUGCCUCUGUCAGAUGAAGCCGAGCCACUGGAGACCACACAAGUACCCUCUGGGUCUGAAACUGAAGAUCCAAGUCAGCCUCCUCCUGAAGACAGCGCAUGUCUGUCUGGAGCAGCAGAAGUAGAGACUUGUCUACUACUACAUCCCACUGCACAACUUGGGGCUGAAACAGACGAACCAGCUCAUGUCAAUUCAGAUGUUCUAAAUAAAACAGAUGACCAACCACAGCUAUCUGCUGACUGCGUCUCUGCAGCAGUGGACUUAACAGCAGACAAAUCGCUUGUAUCAUCAACAUGUGACGCUCAUGAAACAGAGGAAUAUGCUCUGCCGUCUUUACCUUGUGCAUCUCUCGAAUCACGCGAAACGUCACAAAAUGGCACAUACUUUUUAAACGACGAAGAUGGCCCCACGUAUUCGACAGUGCCCUUUGAGUCUGAGUUGACAGGUGCCACCAUGGUGCCAAUUUCUCCAUACAUUCCAGAAAUGCCGCAAGCAUCACAACAUGCACCUCCAUAUGCCAUGGGGCUGCUUUGUGAAGGAAAGCCCUUUGAGAGGUUACCCGUGGUGCCCCCACCAUCAGCAAGAGAAGAGCAAUAUUUUAGCACUCCAUCCCCAAGUCCUCAGAGGAGCCCUGUAGAGAUUGAGCAGAUGGCUGUUCAACAACAGGUCACUGACUCUGUGGAGGUCCAUCAUCAGGCUGGUGGUGUGGCAAUCACAUCACCUGCAAAGAAGCCACACGUCCACAGGGGUACCAAGCCUCCAAUCCCGGCCAAACCCAAAGACUACUUACCGACCAGCCGGAGCGCCAUACAGCCACCUUCACCAGCAGCCAGGGACCACAAGUCUGCCCCUCACCUCACCACUACACCUCAUCCCAGACCAGCUGUGGAUCUCCCCUCUGUUCCACAAAACAUCCCCAGUCUCAUGGUGAGCUCUGGGGGGACUCACAGUCUCUGCCUGGGUGUGGAACCACCAGCCAAGUCGCCCCCCCGGCCUGCGGCUCAGAGGAAGGUUCCAGUUUCAGGCGCAGGCCGGGCGAGCAUGCAGUGCACCAUGGGAUACCUGGAGGCUCUGGUGGAGGCCAAGCUGGCAGUGGAGGGGAUCUGCCUCACUGAGGAGCCCUACUCUGACAAGCACGGUCGAUGGGGGAUCCCCCUUACUCUGGUCCAGCGGUAUGCUGCCGAGCUCGACGAGCCUUUGGGGGACGCGGCCAGGGCCUUGGACCUGAUCAGAGUACAGCAGCUUCAGAGGGAGCAGCGCAUGGCUAUCCCAUCCAGAAGCCUUCCAGGGAUGUGCCCCGCCACAAAGUAGGGCAUCAGGCACCAAACUCUUGCUUUCGUCCCUUGAGCACGGUGCACAGACUGCCUCCUCUGGGGCCUGCUUCAUCAAAAUAGGCAUGUAGGCCCUGGUGCCACAAGUACCUGCAUUCCAACAACAACCAGCACCCACAUCACUGCCAGAGAACCAAUAAAACUAGAGAUUGACAUUAAUGUGCUGCUCAACAAUGUAUACAGUGAUUUGAGCAUGCUUAAAAAAAUCCAGGGGCAUGGACAUGUAAGCAUAUCCUUAUUUUCUUCUGAUCUUCCCGAUCGUCAUUCCAUGGUGUUAACAGCGUGUACAGCACAGUUGAAGAUGGAUAAGUGCUUUACAGUGCGCUUACGUAUCAGACUGAGCUCCAGUUUUUGUAACAUGGAGUGGUAUUCCGCUAUAAUUGUGACAACUGGAGAAAGCAAAGAAAUGUGUUUUUGUUUCCAGUGAAGUAUGUUUUUUUUUCUCUCUCAGAAGUGCUUGCAAAUGGACAAAUGCUGUUGGCUUUGACAGCCUUGUUAUUGAGGAACCUUAUUCAUUAUUGUUUCCUGUUAUUCAAUUCAACCUUAGUAGCAAUGAAAUAGACUGUUUAAGAUAUCUCAAUCAUGGAAAAAAAUAUAUUCUUCAUACAUGUUCAGCAUGUGUAAAUGCUUCAUAUUUAGCCACUGUAAUUGCAGCGUAUAGUGAAAGCCCAUUGGGAAACUCCAACUUCCACUGUCAUUGUGACACAGCACUCCACAGCACAAGUGAACACUGCACACAACGAAAGUGCAUUUAUGCCUCACCCGUGCAGGGGGGCAGGCCUCAAUGGUGCCCCUGGGGAGCAGUGUGGCGGGACGGUACCAUGCUCAGGGUAUCUCAGUCAUGGAGGAGGAUGGGGGAGAGCACUGGUUGAUUACUCCCCCCUCCAACCUGGCGGGUUGGGAGUCGAACUGGCAACCUUUGGGAUACAAGUCUGACGCUCUAACCGCUUACCCAUGACUGCCCUAUAGGAAGAGGUGUUGGUGAUCAUUGCAUUUGUUUUAGAAUGUGCUGACCAGAUAUUCUCUGUAGCCCUUUUUCCUAGACUGUCAAGUGUAUUUGUGAUUUUAAAAAAACGUAUAAGAAAACACAGAUUUUAUUUGAUAUGAAUGUACAAUUAAUGUACAUGAUGCCAUUUGUAGCCAUCUCUAGAGCUUAAAUAUUAAUUAACGACAUCUAUAUACAAAAUGUGUAGAGACAGGUUUGAAGUGCUACAAUACACUUUACGCUCUCACAAAUAGAGAAUUUAAGCAAAGGAUUCAGUUGUUACACAGGUGUCUUAUUUAUUUGCUUAUGUAUUUUGAAUCAAUCUAUACCAGCGGGCAUACCGACUGCAUUAUUUUGAUUUACAGUUGUUUAUACUUAAGCAUCUUUGUUUUUAUGACCAGUUAAAUGCUCUUUCUGCCCUAAUCAUCAAGGUCAAUAAAAGCCCAUUGUAUUGUC